UUUAGAUACCUUAAAAGAGAGCAGCCAUAUUACAAUUGACAUGAAGAAGGGAAUUUUAGAAUCAGACUACUCGUGCCUAAGAGGUGAGCAUACUCCAAGUCAAACUGAGGAGUCUUGAGGACAGAUCGUUGGGGAAGACGGCAAGAUUUACCAACAAGGGAGAUGGACUCAGUAUGAACAUCUCAUCUUCCUCGCUUGCAUCAUUCAUUUUGGUAGAGACUGGAAAAAGAUUGAGUACCAUGUCCAAACCAGGUCAGCUUCCCAAGCACGAUCCCAUGCCCAGAAGGUAUUGAAGAAAAUGGACAGGAACGCUAUUAUGAGAGAGAUUAGACAGAUCAAGAAUAAGUUAAACUUUGACCCCAAAAUUCACAAAUGAGACAAUCUCACUGUCUUAACAAUAGACGGAGACAACUGGAGAGACAUUCCAGGCUUGAUGCCAGCCAGGUAUAGAAGAAACAGAAAGAAUAAGAGCAAAAUUGCUUCCACCCCUCAAACAAAAAUUGAGUUCCAAAUUUUAAAGAAUGCACAAAAAGAUAUGGAUCAGGAGAACAAGCAAGGGAAAGGGACAAGCUUCAGUUUGACUACCCCAGAUGUUAAAGACACUUCAAAAGAAGUAAAAAGCUGUCCUCCCAAACAAAUUAUUCCUAAAUGUCAUAUGGUCACAAGAGGAAAGGCAUUAACAGAAGCUUUUAAAGCUUCUGAAUUAACUAACACCCCACAGCCAAAGCUGUACAGGGAGGCUUCAACUCCUUCCACUGUAGCUAGUACCCAGGCUUCCCCAGUGGAGUCUGAACAAAAGCUCACUUUUAUUGAAGAGGAAUCUGAUUCCUCUACAGCUCAAAUUAGUAAGGUCUCGUCUCCUUCAUGCUUCAAGAACCUGAGUUCUCGCAUCCAGAGAGUUGAGACAAACAGUAAGAGCGAAAAUAACUCUACAUCUACUAGUGAUGCUUCCAACGAAGAGAUUUAUUUCGACUUCGAUUUCCAGCCGUUCUUCAGGAACGAUAAGGUGGAUAUCGAAUUUGAAAACUUGAUAUCUCUCAACAGCAUCCAAACAGAGCACAAGGCUUUUGGUAACACUGAGCACUCUUUUGACAACAACUGAUUGUUUGGAGACUCAAUUAUGCCAUUAUCAGUCCUUUACUAGAGCAAAUUUUCGUUAAUUAAGUAGUUAAAUUAAAAAGUUCAUAUAAAAUUUA
This is a messenger RNA of Moneuplotes crassus, 1196 nucleotides long. The record is from the annotation of a GenBank genome assembly. Lineage: Eukaryota; Ciliophora; Spirotrichea; Euplotida; Euplotidae.